GCCGUGAUGACACUCGAGGCUGGACUCUUUGCAAACCACGUUAUUACAUAUUUAAGAGAGGCUGCUGAAUAGUUGACCAUGGUUAUUUCACCUCAUCAUGUGCUGGCGGCUCUCGUGCUUGUCGUCGUCGUUGUUCUCCUGAAACCCAUCGUGAACCCCCUUCGCCACGUGCGAGGUCCCUGGCUGGCCAGGUUCUCCGAUGUUUGGUAUCUCCGUCAGCUUUCCCGUGGCAGCUUCGAGCAGGAAAACCAGAAGCUACACCAGACCUAUGGACCCAUCGUCCGCUAUGGACCCAAUCGCUACAGCAUCUGCGAGCCGUCGGCGGCAAAGACCAUUUACGGCCAUGGAACACAGUUUGCGAAAUCUACUUGGUACUCCAGCUGGGCUACUCCUGGGUCGUGGUCGCUGUUCCCAGACCAGGACAUCAAACGGCACGCCCACGGCCGCAGCUUAUUCCAGUCGACAUACUCCAUGACGGCUCUCGUCAGCUACGAGCCAUUCGUCGAUGAGUGCGGAACCUUGUUCUGCCAACGUCUACAGGAAGUUGCAGAACGCGGGGAACCAGUUGAUAUGCGACACUGGUUUCAGUGCUACGCCUUUGAUGUCAUCGGCCUUAUCACCUUCGGAAACCGAUUUGGGUUCUUGGAUCGUGGCGAAGACGUUGGCUCUCUGAUCCAAGCUCUAGAUGGACAUUUGUACUACGCCACACUCGUCGGGUUGCUGCCUUCGCUGCACCCGUUGCUCUACAAAAUCCGGAACCUCUGGGCAGGGAGUAAGGGGUCCGGCAGGGGGUAUCUCCUCAACUUCACACUCGAGCAGAUAGCCCAUCACCGUGCCGGUGCAGAUGCCAUGCUCGAGAAGGAAGCGACAGGCGAUACAGAUGAAGCCCGAACAGAGCCAUUCUUGUCCAAAUUUCUGGCUAAGCAUGCAGAGAAUCCGGAAAAGUUCAGCCAUCAGCACAUUGUUGCAUCAUGCGUCUCCAACAUUGUCGCCGGGUCAGACACCACAGCCAUUUCAUUGUCCGCCAUCCUGUACUAUUUACUUAAGAACCCAACCUGCCUGCAAAGUUUGCGCGCGGAAAUUGACGAGUUUCAGUCACGGGGCCAGUUGUCGAAUUACCCAAGCUUCAAGGAGACGCAGCAAAUGACCUACCUCCAGGCCACGAUCAAAGAAGCCCUUCGCAUGCAUCCAGCCACGGGCUUGCCGCUCGAACGCGUGGUGCCUCGCGAUGGCAUAGAGAUUGCAGGCCGGCAUUUUCCAAAAGGCGCCAUUGUUGGCAUCAAUACGUGGGUUGAGCACCGGAACCCAGCUUACUUUGGACAAGAUGCCGACCAGUUCCGGCCGGAGAGAUGGCUCACAAAAGAUACAGAGGAGCUAAGCCGCAUGAAUCAACAUUGGAUGCCGUUUGGCCUUGGUUCACGGACCUGCAUUGGCCGCCAUAUUUCCAUGUUAGAGAUCACAAAGGUGAUUCCUAGAAUCGUUCGCGACUUUGACUUUGAGCUCAGUCCCUCAGCGGCGAGGCAGGAAGCAACGUGGAGCACGCAGAAUCUUUGGUUCGUUAAACCAACUGAUUUCAUUGUGAGGGUGAAAGCACGCGGGAAGGCCCCAUGAACAUUACUUCUGGAUAAACUAGAUUCAGAUAGCGUUUGAUACAUGAAGAAGCUGCUUGAACCGG
Messenger RNA from Emericellopsis atlantica, 1675 nucleotides. Its product is annotated as cytochrome P450. The coding region runs from base 79 to 1611 and encodes 510 amino acids. The record is from RefSeq and is a predicted model, not a curated record. The transcript has 3 exons. Lineage: Eukaryota; Fungi; Ascomycota; Sordariomycetes; Hypocreales; Bionectriaceae. Gene Ontology annotation, molecular function: iron ion binding; oxidoreductase activity, acting on paired donors, with incorporation or reduction of molecular oxygen; heme binding.